Aspergillus steynii IBT 23096 is the source of this 2040-nucleotide messenger RNA. RefSeq names its product YccV-like-domain-containing protein. Lineage: Eukaryota; Fungi; Ascomycota; Eurotiomycetes; Eurotiales; Aspergillaceae. Gene Ontology annotation, molecular function: DNA binding; protein binding. The coding region runs from base 222 to 1946 and encodes 574 amino acids. The transcript is spliced from 4 exons. The record is from RefSeq and is a predicted model, not a curated record.
AUUUUGUUCAUGAAUUUGGAACUUGGAUACUGAUACGGAGUAGUAGUGGUGGGCGCCGUAAGCGGGAAGUUUUGGGACGGUUGCGAACUUGUACUCCCCCCGCCCCGACUUUCUUUCUAGAUUUUCAGGUGGCUGUCAGCACGAUACGCAUCUCCUCUAAGUGGGGGGCCGCAUUCAAUUAUCUCAGCCGUUUAUCCCCAGUGUCCAUUUGAUGCAUCGGAAUGGUUUUGUCGCUUGACAGUCUUCCUCAAGAAAUACUGCACAACAUCCUAUGCUACUGCAGCCCUUGCUCUUGCGCUGCCUUGGAACAGACUGCCCGCCGGUUCAAAUGCAUUGCCAAUGAGCCUGUGCUGUGGAGAUUAUACUGCAGGUCUCAAUUCAAAUUCUGGGAUGCGCGGCAUGAUCUUGCACGGAGGCUUACGGGUCCUUUGUCCGCAGUUAACUGGAAGGCUCUUUAUAUCUCAAGGCAUUUAGCCGACCGUUCUACCUGCCAAAUUUUGGAUAGUAUCCUGGUUACGCAGACCGGAAGAAUCGAAAAAUUCCGUUCAAUUCUCGAUUAUGGUUGCGAUGCCAAGGAUGCUCUCUUGCGAAACGUCUCGCCACCAGUGAGCGGAUGCGACCAUUUAGCAAGGAGAUACUAUUCCAAAGCGCUUCUAGCUGGCCUCCAUCGGAGCAUUGCGGUACUGGAAUGGACAAGACUUGGCAACAAUGAGACCGUUCCUCUCGAGCGAGCACUGGGCGCCUUCGACCUUUUCAUACCAGAAAGCGGCUAUGGAAGUGUGGAUGAGAUUAAGCACAAGCUAGACGGAAUAUCUGCUGUGGUUUUUGUACAAUACCCUGACAUUGACCAAUUCACGCCGCGUGAUAAGGCUAGAGCCAUUGCAUCGUAUUUGAGGGGAAAUAACUUAACAGGCAUUGAGCCAGGGCGGGAGUACCAUUGUCUGGAGCACAAUUUUUUGGGGGUUGCACUCAAAGAACCUGGGCAUAAUUCACUACCGCUGAUAUCAGCAACCAUAUAUUCUUAUGUUGCUCAGAGACUCGGUCUGCGUGCGCAGCCUUGUGGGUUUCCUUUCCACGUGCAUGUUAUCGUUAAACCUCCGCAUGGUGUCGAUAUGGACGGCAAUACACUCGAGGGGACCGAAGGCGACCCGAUCUACAUGGAUCCAUUUCGUUCGGACAGGGAGACACCAGUUGCAGACCUUCAGAGUCAGUUGAACUUCUUGGGCGCCUCGGCCGUUGAGCGAGCCACUCUCCUGGGUGAGUCGUUGACAUCGGAUAUCGUUUUACGAUGCAGCAAGAAUAUAUUGAACUCAGUCCAGCGCAUGUCUCAUCGCCCUGGGGUCCUAAAUUCGGUUGAUGUCACCAGCGCCACUUACGCUGCUCUUUGGUCGGCAAUGCUGCUUUCUCGCUCUUCCCAACAGGCGGAGUUUAGGCAUUAUCUGCCUUGGUUGAUGGAAUUGUUUGCCACGGAAUUCCCUUUCGACACGUUUCUCGUUGAGCGAUAUAUUGCCCCGCUCUUCCAUGGGAUGGUUGAGCAUGAGCACAUUUUGGAAAAUUUACAUGUCAUGCGAGCUGUAGAUGAAUUACCGAGACAGACAAAGAGACGUACUUCUUAUGUCUCUAAUAUAAAAUAUCGGAUUGGUCAUGUACUUCGGCAUCGACGCUAUGAAUACAGGGCUGUUAUCAUGGGGUGGGACGUUGAAUUUGACACUAGUGAACACUGGGUUGAUCGCUUGCAGGGUGGGAGGCAUCAGAGUUUCUAUCAUGUCCUUGUUGAAGACGGUACUAUUCGGUAUGUGGCGGAAGAAAAUGUUGCUAUCAUAUUUCCCCAUGCAUCAGAUCUGCCAGAGUCGCUUUUAAUGGUAGCAGGGAAGUAUUUUAAACGAUGGGAUGAGGAUAGUCGGACAUUUGUGAGUAACAUUAGAGAUGAGUAUCCCGAUGAUUGAUGUUGAGGGGACAGGCUCUAGCAGUGACUUAGUAUAUUAUUCCAGUCAUAAUAUAUGAAUAUUUUAUACAACUACGCCCUUACCUGCUCAUGAC